Molecule: messenger RNA, 1596 nt
Organism: Engraulis encrasicolus (European anchovy)
Lineage: Eukaryota; Metazoa; Chordata; Actinopteri; Clupeiformes; Engraulidae
Product: creatine kinase M-type-like
Exons: 8
Coding region: 128-1270 (380 amino acids)
Biological process (GO): phosphocreatine biosynthetic process
Molecular function (GO): creatine kinase activity
Source: RefSeq, a predicted model, not a curated record
UUAAAGUUAGGGCUGACAUGUUGGAAAGUUGGGCAACCCCUACAUUGGCUUGUCGAGCAGGAUCUGAUCCCCAGGACUUGUCCCUCUUUUCCUUUCUCUCGUGCAGAAGACUGUGAAAAGUGCAACCAUGGCAAAGAACUGCCACAACGAUCACAAGAUGAAGUUCCCCACGGACGAGGAGUACCCUGACCUGUCCGCUCACAACAACCAUAUGGCCAAGGUGCUGACCAGGGAAAUCUACGACAAGCUGAGGGGCAAGUCUACCCCCAGCGGCUUCACCGUGGAUGACGUCAUCCAGACCGGUGUGGACAACCCCGGACAUCCCUUCAUCAUGACCGUUGGCUGCGUUGCUGGAGACGAGGAGUCCUAUGAGGUCUUCAAGGAUCUGCUGGACCCAAUCAUCUCCGACCGUCACAAUGGCUACAAGCCCACUGACAAGCACAAGACCGACCUGAACUUCGAGAACCUGAAGGGAGGUGACGAUCUGGACCCCGCCUAUGUGCUGUCCAGCCGUGUGCGUACCGGCCGUAGCAUCAAGGGAUUCACCCUGCCCCCCCACAACAGCCGUGGUGAGAGGAGAGCUGUGGAGAAGCUGUCCAUUGAGGCUCUUGCCUCCCUCGACGGUGAGUUCAAGGGCAAGUACUAUCCCCUGAACGGUAUGACUGAUGCCGAGCAGGAUCAGCUGAUCAACGAUCACUUCCUGUUUGACAAGCCCGUGUCUCCCCUGCUGACCUGCGCUGGUAUGGCCCGUGACUGGCCCGACGCAAGAGGCAUUUGGCACAACGACAACAAGACCUUCCUGGUCUGGGUGAAUGAGGAGGAUCAUCUGCGUGUCAUCUCCAUGCAGAAGGGAGGCAACAUGAAGGAGGUCUUCAAGCGCUUCUGCACCGGUCUGACAAAGAUUGAGGCCAUCUUCAAGAAGCACAACCACGGUUUCAUGUGGAACGAGCAUUUGGGAUACGUCCUGACCUGCCCAUCCAAUCUUGGAACUGGCCUGCGCGGUGGUGUCCACGUCAAGCUGCCCAAGCUCAGCACACACGCCAAGUUCGAGGAGAUCCUCACCAGGCUGCGUCUGCAGAAGCGUGGCACAGGUGGUGUGGACACCGCCUCCGUGGGUGGAGUCUUCGACAUCUCCAACGCUGACCGUCUGGGUUCCUCAGAGGUUUAUCAGGUGCAGUUGGUGGUUGAUGGCGUCAAGCUCAUGGUCGAGAUGGAGAAGAAGCUUGAGAAGGGAGAGUCUAUCGAUGACAUGAUCCCUGCUCAGAAGUAAACUGGAAAUACUUUAGUUUAUUCUCAUCUUUUGUAUUUUCGAAAUGUGUUAAUACAUCCGACGCCAUCAGACAAAAGAGAAACCUAAGAAGACUUUUUGGUCUGGUGGGGACAGUUGUAAAACACAACUUUUUUGCUCCACUUCUCUACUCUUCCUAAGAUUCUGUCAGUCCUUUCAUAUUCCUGUACCUCGCUCUUAUGAUUCUUUUUGUACCACCCUGGGAUCAAACUGCUACACAGACGGGACACCCUUGGUUCUGUGUUCACUUAAAAAAAAUCUAUUUGGAUGUAAAGUAAUACAGUGAAAUAAAAGCCCCAUUUACCACA